AUGUACUAUUUGGUUCUUUCCAAAGAUUAUCUAUCUAUCUAUCUAUCUAUCUAUCUAUCUAUCUAUCUAUCUAUCUAUCUGAAUCUUUCCAUCUAUCUAUCUAUACAUCUAAUAUCAGGUUCUUUGCAGACAUUAUCUAUCUAUCGAGCUAUCUAUCUGUCCAUCUAUCUAUUUGUCUAUUACGUCUGCUUUCAAUUAAAACUACAUUUACAUCUAUCUAUCUAUCUAUCUAUCUAUCUAUCUAUCUAUCUAUCUCAUUCUGUUCAUUAUCUAUCUAUCUAUCUAUCUAUCUAUCUAUCUAUCUCAUUCUGUUCAUUAUCUAUCUAUCUAUCUAUCUAUCUAUCUAUCUAUCUAUCUGCCUGCCUGCCUAAGAACGAAUGGAAAAAAUUGCAAAAAGAAAUCAGUUAUUUCGCUUUCUUAUUUAUUUUCUUCCUUUCCUUGACAAAAACGUUUUUCUUUUUUUUCACACUUUUUUCUUUCUUUUCUUUCUUUCUUUUUUUUUUUCUUUUCUUAUUUUCUUUCUUUCUUUCUUUCUUUCUUUCUUUCACACGCAUUUUUCUUUCUUUCUUUCUUUGA
This is a messenger RNA of Acanthosepion pharaonis, 576 nucleotides long. The record is from the annotation of a GenBank genome assembly. NCBI's taxonomy places the organism in Eukaryota, Metazoa, Mollusca, Cephalopoda, Sepiida, Sepiidae.